Aspergillus versicolor CBS 583.65 is the source of this 1495-nucleotide messenger RNA. RefSeq lists its product as uncharacterized. The coding region runs from base 415 to 1398 and encodes 327 amino acids. The record is from RefSeq and is a predicted model, not a curated record. The transcript has a single exon. Lineage: Eukaryota; Fungi; Ascomycota; Eurotiomycetes; Eurotiales; Aspergillaceae.
GGUAGUUUCUGCACUCCCUCCUCCAUUAUCAGAGAUCUGACUUCUGACGACCUCAUCUAAAGCAUCUAAUCUGUCUCGAGCGCAGUCUGCCAAGGCAACCUCUCUAUUCUCGUGCCAUGGUCCGGUUGGGUUCGUGGAUGUUGGAGACUUUGCCGCAAACCUGUCUAGGCGAGAUCCCAAUUAUUCGACCUUCCACUCAGUUCUUCAUUGGCGCCCUCUCCACCCAUCAAAUAAGUCCCAGCACCAGUCGAAAACGUAUGAAAUACCGGAAACAUCCGAAAGGUUCGGCCGCGGCACUGUGAUUGCAUUGUUCGUGAAUAGCAGCGGGUUGAUAAUGGUGAAUUUGCAAUAUCUCGGAGCACAGACAAACAGGUAAGCCAAGCGCCCGUUCCUGUGGUGCAUUGCUGACACUAUAUGAAAUCAUCAAGGCUGGUGGUGUAUUCUCCUAUCGAGGAGAAAAGGCUUUGGGAUUAUCCCUAUGACAGCCAUAUACCGUGUCCUAACUCUCCUUCGGUCACAGUGCCAGUGCCGUUUGGGCCAGUCGCGCUAGGUCAGUCCUAUGCAUACUGCGUGAGCACCGAAGCGCAUUCCGGCUGGGCCCUGAUGGCGUACGAUUUUCGAACUGGAAAGGAAGUAUAUUGUAUCAGCAAGGGCGUGCAGUGGUUUCGAUCCGCUAACGCCUGGCUGGCGGAAGGCAGGCCUGUGCCUGAACGUCUGGUCCAACUGGUGGAGGUCAAUGGCGAAGAGCUCCUCAUUUGGAUGUCGGAACCGAAACUAACGGAGACCACGGUUGAAAUCAUCAGGGGCCGCGACGGACAGCCGGUGUACAGCUUAGAAUACUCCUCAUCUUGGAAGCUCAAUUGCCUGGCAGACCCCUUGACCAACCAAGUGGCAUUGAUAUGGUACAAACCUGCCGAAAGAGCAGCCAAUUCAGGCCGGAGUAUCACCCUGAUACGUACGUUUUCAUAUCAACCGGGCCAGCCAUUCACCCUGUCACCCCUAAUAGCCGUGGAGCGCAAGACGCCCUGUUCGGAAUAUGAAACGCUCCAGCCCUUCACCAUGACAGACAUCGAGGUAGUUACCCUGGCGUCUGAGAAGCGUGGGAAGUUUACCAUUGCCCGUAGCUGUCUGCUCCAAGUAGACAGUCAGAGGAUACGCAAUCUUGCUUUCCAGGCUGCCAUCGAGCUUUUCACUCACGCCCCUAGGCAUAUCCGGUGCUACACCACCGACAGCCCAAGGACCGUCACCGUGUCUGAGUCUGGUUCAUCCUUGCCACCGGGUUCCCAGAAUAGCAAUACCCUAUCUGUGGAUACUGUACCUACCCCGGCAGUCUAUUGGCUGGACCAUGCGCGGCUUGUAGUCCAGACCAUGAAUUAUACCCGGGUUGUUCAGUUCUAGCACUUGUCUGCUAUAUCUUUAUGUUAAUCUUUCUAGCCUUGAUAGAUGAAAUAAGUUGGAUUAUAAUCCUUGAUCGGUAAACAAUCUAGAGACAUAU